This is a messenger RNA of Umbelopsis ramanniana AG, 1410 nucleotides long. RefSeq lists its product as uncharacterized. The transcript has 4 exons. Gene Ontology annotation, cellular component: cytoplasm. The record is from RefSeq and is a predicted model, not a curated record. Gene Ontology annotation, molecular function: GTP binding; mannose-1-phosphate guanylyltransferase (GTP) activity. Gene Ontology annotation, biological process: cell wall mannoprotein biosynthetic process; GDP-mannose biosynthetic process. NCBI's taxonomy places the organism in Eukaryota, Fungi, Mucoromycota, Umbelopsidomycetes, Umbelopsidales, Umbelopsidaceae. Bases 47 to 1138 code for a protein of 363 amino acids.
CACGUUUCACUCUGGUGUCUACCGCUCUUUUCAUCAUCUUCUCAUCAUGAAAGCUCUCAUUCUCGUCGGUGGUUUUGGUACCCGUCUUCGCCCUCUCACUCUUACCCUUCCCAAGCCGUUGGUUGAAUUCGCCAACAAGCCCAUGAUCCUCCAUCAGAUCGAGGCUCUUGCAAAGGCUGGUGUUCGUGAUAUUGUUUUGGCUGUGAACUAUCGCCCUGAGGUUAUGGUUUCAGUUCUCCAGCAAUAUGAGGAAAAGUUCAAUGUUAAGAUCACAUUCUCGGUCGAAACUGAACCUCUCGGUACUGCUGGACCACUUGCGCUGGCUCGCGAGAUCCUUGGAAAGGACGAAAGCUGCUUCUUCGUUUUAAACAGCGAUGUCAUUUGCGACUAUCCUUUCGAGCAACUUGUCGAUUUCCAUAAGUCUCACGGCGGCGAAGGUACUAUUGUUGUCACCAAGGUUGAGGAUCCUUCAAAGUAUGGUGUGGUCGUCAACCACGCUGAUUCCUCCAAGAUUGAGCGUUUCGUCGAGAAGCCUCAGACUUUCAUCAGCAACAAGAUCAAUGCUGGUAUUUACAUAUUGAACCCCACCGUUCUAAACCGAAUUGAGCUCAAGCCCACUUCCAUUGAGAAGGAAGUCUUCCCCUUCAUUGCCGAGGAUGGUCAACUUCACACCUUCGACUUGGAUGGUUUCUGGAUGGACGUUGGUCAGCCCAAGGAUUUCUUGACUGGUACCUGUUUGUACCUUUCUCAUUUAUCCAAGAAACACCCUGAGCAACUUGUCAACCCUACUUUGGAGUAUGUUCAUAAGGGUAAUGUUAUGGUUCAUCCUUCCGCCAAGAUUGGAAAGGGAUGUCGUAUUGGUCCCAAUGUAGUUGUUGGACCUGAUGCCGUCAUUGGAGACGGUGUUCGCUUGCAGCGAUGUGUUAUCUUGGAAGGAGCCAAGGUGAAGGACUUCGCCUGGGUCCACUCCAGCAUUGUUGGAUGGCACUCCAGCGUUGGCAAAUGGUCCCGCUUGGAAGGAUGCUCUGUUCUUGGUGACGAUGUUACCAUCAAGGAUGAGAUCUAUGUCAAUGGUGGCUCUAUCUUGCCUCACAAGAGUAUUGCUGCUAACAUUACUGAGCCUCAGAUCAUCAUGUAAAUAUAUCUCUUUACUUUUCUAUUGAGCCUACAACCACCUCCUUCAUCUCAAGCAACGCACGAUCGACAUGGUCAAGUACAUAUCCCCCAACUUUUUUAUUUUUAUUUUUCAAAAAAGCUUUCAUACGUAGCGAGCGCCCUUUACUCUUAAACCCCCCAAAAUUUUUUGACGAUGUACGAGAAUAUAUUGCAUACUUAUUGCUUGGAUCUUUUUGGUCGAGCAUUUAGCCACGUAUUCAAAGAAUAAAAUCACAUAUGAAAAAGACUGGCAUA